AUGAAGUUUAAAAGAAAAAGAAGCGCUGAGGAAGGCUAUGUGGUUGGCCUGGACCUCGCGACAAAAAACACUGAGCUGAAGGAGGAGAUCCGAGACCUGAAGGAGAAGCAGAACGCCCUCCUGCGGGAGUCCCUGCAGCACCAGUAUCUGCGGUACAAAAUGAAGACGGAGUCCGAGAAGAUCCUGCACGAACAGAAAGUCCUCCUGGCAGGGGUGCUUGAGAAGAUCGAGCAAAGCCUGCACGCGCUGAGAAAGGAAGAGCCUGUUUCCCCGCAAAGGCCCAAGGAAGGCCGAAAUCCCUUGAAAGAAAACCCCAAACAAAAGAGCACUGAGCACACACAAUAA
Messenger RNA from Nematocida major, 345 nucleotides. RefSeq lists its product as uncharacterized. The transcript has a single exon. The record is from RefSeq and is a predicted model, not a curated record. Bases 1 to 345 code for a protein of 114 amino acids. Lineage: Eukaryota; Fungi; Microsporidia.